AUGUCUGCUACAAUUAGACUGUCGAAAGGCAGUAUUGUGUCUGCUGCUAAUAAACAUAACGCCACUGUGAUAUUCUUCCAUGGCUUUGGUGAUACAGGAGAGAAUAUAAGGCAACAGGUAGAUCUUUUGAAUAAACGAGAACUUAACUUUCCACAUAUCAAACUCAUGUAUCCAAGUGCACCUUCUCAACCAUUUACACCCAUCGGAGGAGAGAUAAGUACUGUGUGGUUCGAUUGUAAAGCCAUAAAUAUUAAUGUUCCUGAAGUGAGGGAGUCUAUCGAUUCAAUAUGCAAACUGGCUUCGGAGUUAAUAGAUCAAGAAGUAGCUAAUGGCAUACCCUAUAACAGAAUAGUUGUGGGUGGUUAUUCUAUGGGAGGUGUUCUUGCUUUGCACUUGGCAUACAGAUUUAAAACAUCUCUUGCUGGAUGUUUUGUCAUGUCUUCCUUUUUAAAUAAAAAUUCUUUAGUUUAUGAGGCUUUGAAAAAUAACAAUAGCACAAGCGCCCCACCAUUAAUUCAAUUUCACGGUCUUAGGGACGAGUUGGUACUUCCUGCGUGGGGUACAGAAACAUAUAAAACCCUUACAGACCUUGAUGUCAAAGCAGAAUUUGUAACACUGCCAAAUGCCUUUCAUGAAUUGACAAAAACUGAAAUUCAAAGGCUAAAAGAAUGGAUCCUUAACGUAUUGCCAGAAAAAGAAUAG
Molecule: messenger RNA, 702 nt
Organism: Cephus cinctus (wheat stem sawfly)
Lineage: Eukaryota; Metazoa; Arthropoda; Insecta; Hymenoptera; Cephidae
Product: lysophospholipase-like protein 1
Exons: 4
Coding region: 1-702 (233 amino acids)
Biological process (GO): protein depalmitoylation
Cellular component (GO): cytoplasm
Molecular function (GO): carboxylic ester hydrolase activity; palmitoyl-(protein) hydrolase activity
Source: RefSeq, a predicted model, not a curated record